Molecule: messenger RNA, 2265 nt
Organism: Fusarium sp. VM40
Lineage: Eukaryota; Fungi; Ascomycota; Sordariomycetes; Hypocreales; Nectriaceae
Source: the annotation of a GenBank genome assembly
AUGACCAAAUUGUGGUUGGCGACAGCCGCACUCCUCGCUGUUCCUUCCUUGGUUCAGGCUCAAGAUCUUAUCCCUCCGCUUCUUGAGUCAGCUGCAUCAUUUCAAGAAGAGACUUGGUCUGUCGAAUCGAGCUCGAAGAUAAUAUAUAUCGAAGAAGAAUUUGCUUCCGUCUCUGAUACUGAUGGGUUGACUCUCAUUCCACCAACCGCACACGAUUUCGCUACCACAUUUCGGGACGACCUCACGCAAGUAACUGGGCUCAACUGGACGCUGGAACAAGUUAACAAGCUUCCUACCAAUACGACUGGCAUUUCACUUGGUGCCUACACUGGAGAGGCUUCUGAUUUGACCUAUGAAAAUGGAAAGUCGACUUCUGAAGGCUACGAACUCCAGAUAAAUUCCCGACGAGUUUUCAUCGGUGGAAAUGGCGCUCGCGGAAUGUGGUGGGGGACCAGGACGUUACUCCAGCUUCUUCUCGCUGGCAACGGUACUGCCACCGGCACUGUCGGCAGAGAUGCGCCGGCCUAUGCGACGAGAGGGUAUAUGCUGGAUGCUGGGCGAAAGUGGUAUUCGAAGGGCUUCCUCAAAGAGAUGUGCAGCUACGCGUCUUUCUUCAAGAUGAAUGAGUUCCAUUAUCAUCUUAGCGAUAAUUAUCCGCUUAACCGGGGCAAGAAUGACACUUGGCAGGACGUGUACUCCCAUUUCUCCUUGUUGCCAGAGGAUAAGGAUCUUCGUGGUAUUCUUCACGGUCGUGAAAACGAAACCCUCUCAAAGGACGACUUCGCCGACUUGCAAAGCCACUGUGCUUCUCGUGGCGUUACAGUGAUUCCAGAGAUCGAGGCACCUGGUCACUCUCUUUAUCUCACCAAAUGGAAACCAGGGCUCGCCCUGGCCAAGAGAGAUCUCCUCAAUUUGACUCAUCCGGAUACUUUGCCCACUGUGCAGAGUAUCUGGGCCGAAUUUCUCCCGUGGUUCAAGACGAAGGAGGUUCACAUUGGUGCUGAUGAGUACGAUGCUGAGCUAGCAGACGACUACAUCACUUUCGUCAACAAAAUGAGUCGCUUCAUCAAUUCCACUUCUGAUAAAAGAAGCCGCAUCUGGGGGACGCACGAGCCGUCCAAGAGAAAUCAGAUCAUCGAUAAGGACGUCGUUAUCCAACACUGGCAAUACGGCCAGUCAGAUCCUGUGCAGCUCGUCAAAGAUGGCUACGACGUGAUUAACUCGGAGGAUUGGUGGGCUUACACAAGUCUCAAGAAUGACCACAUGCCGAUCUUGCCCGCGAGAUAUCCACAAUUCUUCAAUGAGAGCCGUGUGUUUAACUUUGCCAACAAGGAUGAGUGGCAGUGGACUCCUACGGACUUUAACCCCGUCAACACUAGCUUGCAGCUCAAGAAUGACGAGUCCCGACUCAGGGGUGCUACGCUGGCAGCGUGGAACGACAAUGGGCCGGAUGCUUCUACACAGUUGGAGGCGUACUAUUCUAUGCGUCGGGGCAUCGCUAUAGUGGGGGCACGAGCAUGGAGUGGUAGUCGUGGACCUCAGUUACUCGAGGAGACAACUGAUACCGGCAUUGAUUUCUACUCUCCUCGGGCUCCAGACCAGAACCUUGAUCGAGCACUGCCAACAAAGAAGGGUAACGGUGUGUUGUUAUCGUGGGCCCGCUCUAGCAGUGACGGAAAGAAAGUCAAUCUAGGCCACGGCAGUAAAGGGAUGAACUACAGCCUCACUCUAUCCGUCAACGGACCGUUCACCCUUUCCGGCCCCGACAACUCUCUCGCCCUCGAUAAAGACGGAAGUCUCGUAUUCACUGCAGAUGGAUGGGAGUAUCCUCUCCGCCAAGUCAGUAGCAAAGACGCUUUUGAGCUCGACCCGGGCCAUCCAGGUCGCCUAUGGGUCAACGCCAGCUCAUCCACCCACAAGCCCGUGAAGAUUUCAACGCCCAGCAAUAUUACCCUGGCCACUGACGUUCUCCACGGAACAGUCGUAUUGGUCGACGGGGAUGUGGUGGGAAGAUUCGAAGUGUUCGUCUAUGGCGGGAGGAACACGCUUUUCAGCUGGAGUCAGAUGGCAUUUGUCGCACCGCUCGAGAAACUUGAGGGGGGCGUAGAGCAUCUUUCAUUAAAAGGAUCUGUCACAUUUUCCAAGGCAUAUAAGGACGAGCCAUCUGAAGUUCCAAAAGGGAAUGGAGCUGCUGAUUGUGCUGCGUCACAUAGUCUAGUCACGGUAGGGUUAGUUGGGGCAAGUCUGUGGGCCGUGUGCUUUUGA